Molecule: messenger RNA, 1353 nt
Organism: Chaetomium fimeti
Lineage: Eukaryota; Fungi; Ascomycota; Sordariomycetes; Sordariales; Chaetomiaceae
Product: cryptococcal mannosyltransferase 1-domain-containing protein
Exons: 2
Coding region: 1-1353 (450 amino acids)
Source: RefSeq, a predicted model, not a curated record
AUGAGGCGGUCAAUCCUCCUUCUUUGGCCAACUGCAUGCUUGCUACUCGUGGCCGUCACUCUCUACGUCCGCCGUGACCAGUUCACCACGGCGUACUUUACGCAAUCCCAUCUUUCACGGCCAGAUGGAGGAGACAAGCAUUUGCCGUCGCAGACCGGGGUUUUGCCCUCAGCGACGUCUUCAGGGAACCAGCCCGCUCUCCCUUUAGAAACCACGGCGCUGUACGUGAAGGCUAUUAUGAACAUAGAUACAGCAACUCUCCCGCAUCUGGAAUGUCCCAAGCUGGACCCAUCUCGAUACCAGCAGCUGCAGGUAACCAACGACGCCUCCGAAGCAACCAUCCGGUACUUCUUCGCCCUCGAUCUCCGCCAAUGCGUUGCCCUUCUCCCCCGGCUUAUCGGGAGCGUGGUGGAAGCCAUGCGGUUCUUAGGCCCCACGAACUGUGCCCUCUCCAUCAUCGAGGGCAACUCAAAAGACGGCACCGGCGAGGUCCUCGCCGCGUUGCUCCCGGAGCUUGAAGCCCUAGGCGUAACCUACUACUUCAGCACCACAGCCAUCAACCCCAAAAAGGGCGACCGCAUCACCGCCCUCGCCCAGCUGCGCAACCUGGCCAUCCAACCCCUCCUCGACGACACCUCCAUCACCACCUCCCCCACCACCCCCAAACCCCAACGCCGAACCCCCCCAAAGCCAAAAUACGACCCCGCCACCACCACCAUAAUCUUCCUCAACGACGUGGCCAUCUGCCCCGAAGACAUCCUCGAACUCGUCCUCCAACACACCACUCUCAACGCCGACAUGGUGUGCGCCAUGGACUGGACCUACGUCGGGGCCGACCCGACCUUCUACGACGUGUGGAUCGCGCGGGCGCUGUCCGGCGACGCCUUCUUUGAGAUCCCGCCCGACGGCAGCUGGGACUCGGCCUGGAACCUGUUCUGGAAUGAUGAGGCUUCGCGGGCCAGAUUGGGGGCGCGCCAGCCGUUUCAGGUUUUUUCGUGUUGGAAUGGCGCCGUGGUGUUCAAGGCGGCGCCGGUGAUGGAGGGUGGGGUGAGGUUUAGGAGGGCGAGGAAGGGGGAGUGUCAUCAGGGGGAGCCGCAGUUGUUUUGUAAGGAUUUGUGGUUUGGGGGGUAUGGCAAGAUUGCGGUGGUGCCGGUGGUGAAUUUGGAGUAUUCUGAUGAAGGGGGGAGAAAGAUCAAGGAGGCGAAGGGGUAUACGUCGAGGUGGGUGGGCUCGUCAGACUGGAGGGAUGAGGGGAUUGAGUGGCAGACGGACCCCCCGGAGAAGGUCAAGUGCACGGCGCAGUAUGAUAACCAGUUCUUCGAGGCUUGGAAUAAGACGCAGCCGGGGACUUGA